Ruditapes philippinarum (Manila clam) is the source of this 1030-nucleotide messenger RNA. RefSeq names its product E3 ubiquitin-protein ligase rnf213-alpha-like. NCBI's taxonomy places the organism in Eukaryota, Metazoa, Mollusca, Bivalvia, Venerida, Veneridae. The record is from RefSeq and is a predicted model, not a curated record. Gene Ontology annotation, molecular function: ATP hydrolysis activity; ubiquitin-protein transferase activity.
ACAUUUUCUGCACUAUGUUUGUUGUUAGAGAAUCUGUCACCAAAAGGUGCUGACUUGAACAGUCACUAUGGUCGUUCACAAUGGUUAAGAAGGGUACAUCGUUACAGACCUGUUGUAGAAAAGGUGAUCAGUUUACAAACUGAGGAUAAAGGGCAGUAUGGAGCUCACAGUGUACAGUCAGUACGAAGGGCAAGAGGACUAUGGAGUAGAGUGAUGGUUGUAAAGUUAUUUCUGGAACAUGUCUGUGCAUCUGAGAAGGAAGACAGGAUUACUAUCAAAUACUGUAUGCCACUAUGGAAGCUUCUAGGAGAGGAUACAGAUUUAAAGGAAGUGAAAUCGCUUGAAGGUGUUGAAAAGUUCUUGAAAAGUUGUAAUAAACAGGCCAUGAAAGAAUACAUGGGGGAAGAAGUAAAAUGUUGUCUCUGUGAGUCUGUACUUGAAGGUCCGCCUUUUGUACUACCAUGUAAAGAUGUAUUAUGUGACCAGUGUUUUGAUGGAAUGAAGGCAUUGGGUGAAAACAUUUGUGGGAAAUGUCACAGGGAAUUUACAGGGAACUGGGAACCAAAACGUCAAAUUGCACAAAAGAAUGCAAUAGAUAAACUGAAGGACUACCAAAAGAGGUGUAACACCUUCUUCAUGGAUGUUGUGUCACAGUUAUGCUUUGCUUGCAACACUGCCCCCUCACAUGAUGUUGUAAUCAAGUUGCUUGGUUACAUAUUUUUCAUAACAAGGUUCAAACAGCAGCGCACGAGAAAUCUGUCAAUAUUUGACACUGGAAUAGAUCCCAACCCAGUGUUUAGAUCAUUUCUGUUACAACUUCUUAUGAGGACAAGCGAGGAAAAUGUUACUGAAAACUUGGAGGGAUAUUUAAGAGAGGCGGCAGCAUUCAUUCGACAGGAUUCACCGGACCAGGAGCAGCAUUAUGUUGAACUUUGCCUGCUUGUCAUACAGUGCCUAGAGGUAAGAUUUAUGUUUAGCUUUCAUUUUAUACCUAGACUUUAUACGAAAAGUUGAAUUUUAAGGCAUUGGC